Messenger RNA from Parascedosporium putredinis, 1814 nucleotides. The record is from the annotation of a GenBank genome assembly. Lineage: Eukaryota; Fungi; Ascomycota; Sordariomycetes; Microascales; Microascaceae.
AUGCCCGUGAACGGCCCCGUGGAGGAGACGUUGGGCGACAAGCUCGUGACGGCCAUCUCCCAAGUUCUCAAUAUUCCCCGGAGCGAAAUCCAGCUCUACGACUCCUUUUCAGACCUCGGCGGCAGUAAGUCGUCUGCCACGAUAUUACGAAACACCUUUGCCGAGAUCAACCUCACCCUCACCGAGGACGAUAUCCUCAAAUGCAGAACCAUUGCCGAGCUGCAAACCCGGAUACGCCCCGCCACCCACCUCACCUUUGAUGCCGAACUACCCAACAGGUCGUCGUCGAGGAGUUCUCGGAAUAGCAGCAGCCGGGCCUCCGAGACAUUUAGCAACGACAAUGCGGAAAACCCCGAGACCGAAGACCGCGCAACCACGAGGAUAGAUCCCGAGGUCCUCACCACCGAGGAGCUUCUCACAUCCACCUCCCAGGUACCCCUGGCCGCCGUCAUCAGGCCCAAGGCCGGCUACCUCGACGGCAGCGUCGUGGCGUUCCUCAUCCUCUCCGGAAUCAGCGAGACCGACGAUGGUAGCCAGGACUGCGAGGCCCAAAUCAUCUGCCAAUCCCGCCAGCAGGUCGCCGGCUCUCAGAUCGCCGCCCUGCGCGUGCUCCUGGAAAACUCCACCGCCGUCUCCGCGGUCCCCAACGCCUGGAUCGUGCUGGAGCAGAUGCCGCUCGCCGAGUGCGGCGGCGUAGACCGACGAAAGCUGCAGACCUGGAUCCAAAACAUCAACGAGGAGACCCAUCAGCGCAUCCUCAGCGUCGAGACCCGGGGCCCCUUCCAGGCCGCCGCCACCGAGGCCGAGAAGACGCUGCAGAAGCUCAUCAGCCGCGUGCUCAAGCUCCCGCUCGACCGCGUCGGCAUGAACCUCUCCUUUGGCGAGCUCGGCGGCGACGAGUUUUCGGCGCUGCAGCUCGUCGCGGCGGCCAAGGGCAAAGGGCUCGGGCUCGUCGCCGACGACGUCAUGCACAGCGACUCCAUCGCCCACCUCGCCUUCGUCGCCUCAUACGCCGUCGGCGGCCGCGUCCAUAGGCGGAGGUGGUCCGAGGACGCCGAGGAGGGCGCCGAGCUCUUUCGCCUCUCACCCAUGCAGCAGCUCUACUUUAACACGCCUGUCGGCGGCGACGGCGAGGCCAGGGCGGCGGAUUGCUGGAACUACCGCUUCAACCAGAGCAUGCUCCUCAAGGUGAACCAGGACGUCACGCUCGAAGACGUGCACGCCGCCAUGGAGGCCGUCGUGGGCCACCACUCCAUGCUGCGAGCGCGCUUCCAGCCUGUUGGCGAGAACACGUGGAUGCAGAGGGUCCUCGCCGACAUCCCCGACUCGUACCGCUUCGGCCACCACAUAGUGAGCACCAACGACGACGUGCUCGACGUCAUCCGUCAGUCCCAGUCCUUUAUCGACAUCGAGACCGGCCCCGUCUUCGUGGCCGAGUACAUCAAGACGGUGGACAACAAGCACAUGCUCUACGUCGUCGCCCACCACCUCGUCGUCGACCUCAUCUCGUGGCGCGUCAUCAUCCACGAUAUCAACGAGCUCCUCCAGAACGGCAGCCUCUUCUCCGAGAGGUCCAUGCCCUUUCAGCGGUGGAACGACCUCCAGUGGCUCGAGAUCCAGAAGCCCGAGCACGACGGCCCCAUGCACUUUGACAUCACCACCGGCGAUUUCGCCUUUUGGGGCCUCGACACCACCAGGAACACCUACGGCGACACCACGUGCAACCAAGCGUUCCGCACCGACUCGGCCGACAUCUACAUCGCCGCCCUGCUCCUCUCCUUUUGCCAGACUUUCCCCGAGAGGCAGCCCCCGUG